AUGUACCUUGGUUGCGGGCACAUCCCCAGUAGGGGGGGUGUGCAAGAGGCAGUUGAUCAAUGUUUUCUCUCAUCGAUGUUUCUGACUCUCUAUCCUUCUCUCUUCCUCUCUGUAAAAAAAUCAAUAAAAUAUAUAUUUUUUAAAAAGUAUCUCAGAAAAGAAAAUGCCUUUAGAGAAAGGAAGAAAAACCAAGGGAUAAUAUCAAAGAGCAAAAUCCUGGGGGUGAGGGGAGAUUUUCAAAGCAACAUCAGUUUUCACAUAGGUAGUCUUCACUGGAACACUGGCCCCAACACGGAAACAGAGCUAAAUUAA
Molecule: messenger RNA, 312 nt
Organism: Pipistrellus nathusii (Nathusius's pipistrelle)
Lineage: Eukaryota; Metazoa; Chordata; Mammalia; Chiroptera; Vespertilionidae
Source: the annotation of a GenBank genome assembly